UGCGGACUAGGCGACUCGUCAAUAGCAACUUUGGAGGUAUCUUGCUGAUUGUAUCGUGACAACAUUAUUCAUCAUGUCCUUAUUCCGGGGUAGCUCUUGCAUACGAUAUACGAUACAAAACAUGUGCCGCCCUUACAGAUGUCAUGUCAGAACAUUUUCUGUCGUCAAGAAGCCCAUUCUCUACGGAGACAUCGCGUCUCCGCCGGUGAGAUUUGCCAUGAUGACAGCCUCUGUACUGAACAUCGACUUGGACUUCCAUAAUAUCGAUUUAUUUAAAGCCGAAAAUAAGACGGACUCUUACAAAAAGAUUAACCCUCUGCAGAAGAUUCCGGCUUUAGCAGUGAAUGACGAUGUAAUUUGUGACAGCCACGCCAUAGCCUUAUACCUGUGCAGGAGUGCUGAGGAUUAUGAUCUAUAUCCUGACGAUGCAUCGCUAAAGGCCAAGAUAGACGAGCUGAUGUUUUUUAAUUCUAGCGUUUUGUUUCCGAUUGAUAGUUUCGUUUUUAGCGAAUUCUUCGUUGGAAAGUGGCCUGCAGACGAAAGUAAGCUGAACGAUUGGAAUAUCGCUCUAGAUUAUUUGGAUCUGAAGCUUAGAACACAAACGUGGCUUACAGGAGAUAAGAUGCGGCUGUGUGAUAUUUGCUGUGGUACUACACUGAGCUCCCUUGAAAUACUUAUUCCAGUUUCGGAUCGACACCCAAAUGUAAAAAGAUGGCUGGACAACUUAAAAGCUCUUCCCUGUUUCGAAAUCAAUAGUAGGGGUUUAAAACGCCUGCAAGAUUUUGUCAAAUUAAUUGGAAAAAAAUAAUGCAUUGUUCAAAUUGUCGAUAACUUUAAAUAAAACAUCUGAAUGUGUUUUAAUUAUUCGCCUCUAUUGGAUGCAAGUUAUUUGUAUUAACAGGUAGUUCAUAAAAUUAUUUUCGUUUUU
This is a messenger RNA of Trichoplusia ni (cabbage looper), 928 nucleotides long. RefSeq names its product glutathione S-transferase E14-like. The transcript is spliced from 5 exons. Gene Ontology annotation, biological process: glutathione metabolic process. Lineage: Eukaryota; Metazoa; Arthropoda; Insecta; Lepidoptera; Noctuidae. Bases 74 to 808 code for a protein of 244 amino acids. Gene Ontology annotation, molecular function: glutathione transferase activity. The record is from RefSeq and is a predicted model, not a curated record.